GUCUGGGCUUCAGCGGCGGGGAGCCCCGGGUCAGGCGGCAUCACUUCCCUGGCUACAGGUGGUGUGGGGUGCGCGCGGGAAACCGGGCCGGGAACGCGAGAGGGACUCUCGGGGACCGCGCGCCAAGUCCCGGCGGUCUCCGGACACCUGUGGCCCGCGCCGCUCCUGGUCCACUCGAGGAACCUCUUGCUCGGGAUUGACUUAUCUGGAGCAGGUCGGUGGAGCUGGGGUCCAUGCCCCGCCAGACGCAUCUGUAAAGUUUCCUUUUUAAGGAGAAAGGGCAGACAAGAAAGAACACUGAGACCCAGGAACACAGCUGCAGCCUGGACAUUUACUCUUUGUUAUGAUAUCUGAACAGAGUUAUUUUCAAGCUUUGCUAAAGACACCUCAGUUUGUGAUUUCUGACUCAGAAACUCUCCCUUACUAAUUGGAAUAGGCAGUUGUGUGGCCAAAACUAUAACUCACCUUGCAUCCUUGACGAAGGAGUGAUUUAAACUUUUGAGAUGCUUCCAUUAAUUGGAAAAUCAAUCAUCUUUGAUAACUUUCCCGACCCUUCUGAUACUUGGGAAAUCACUGAAACGAUUGGCAAAGGAACUUAUGGAAAAGUUUUUAAAGUGUUGAAUAAGAAAAAUGGCCAAAAAGCAGCAGUCAAAAUUCUGGAUCCCAUUCAUGAUAUUGAUGAAGAGAUUGAAGCAGAGUACAACAUCCUAAAAGCUCUUUCUGACCACCCUAAUGUGGUCAGAUUCUAUGGCAUGUACUUUAAGAAGGAUAAAAUAAAUGGAGAUAAGCUAUGGCUGGUUCUUGAGCUAUGCAAUGGAGGAUCAGUGACAGAUCUUGUGAAAGGAUUUCUGAAGGAGGGCAAAAGAAUGAGUGAGCCCAUAAUUGCCUAUAUUUUACGUGAAGCACUGUUGGGACUUCAGCAUCUGCAUAACAACAAAACUAUCCACCGUGAUGUAAAAGGAAAUAACAUCCUGUUAACCACCGAAGGCGGAGUUAAACUCGUAGAUUUUGGCGUGUCUGCUCAGCUCACCAGCACCUGGCACCGUCGGAACACAUCUGUAGGAACGCCGUUUUGGAUGGCUCCUGAGGUGAUUGCAUGUGAACAGCAACUGGAUACAACUUAUGAUGCCCGAUGUGACACGUGGUCCCUGGGGAUCACGGCCAUUGAGCUGGGGGAUGGAGACCCUCCACUAGCCGACCUGCAUCCCAUGAGAGCACUCUUCAAAAUACCCAGGAAUCCACCCCCAAAACUGAGGCAACCUGCGAUAUGGUCAGCAGAAUUCAAUGACUUCAUCAGCAAGUGUUUGACUAAGGAUUAUGAAAAGCGUCCAACAGUGUCAGAUCUUUUACAGCAUACAUUCAUUACUCAAGUUGAAGGCAAAGAUGCGGUAUUACAAAAACAACUCACAGAAUUCAUUGGCAUUUAUCAGUGCACGGGAGGCACAGAAAAGGCCAGACAUGAACGUCUUUACACCAAGAAAAAUAACUUCAGCAAACCUUUAAUUUCCAGUCUCAAGGAUGUAGAUGAUUUAGCAACUCUGGAAGUUCUGGAUGAGAAUACAGUCUCAGAGCAACUUGAAAAGUGUUACUCCAGAGAUCAUAUCUACAUGUAUGUGGGAGACAUACUCAUUGCUCUUAACCCAUUUCAGAGUCUGGAUAUUUAUUCGGCAGAGCAUUCCAAGUUGUAUAUUGGAGCAAAGAGAGCUGCCAAUCCUCCUCACAUUUUUGCCAUGGCUGACUUAGGAUACCAGUCUAUGGUAACAUACAGUUCAGAUCAGUGCAUUGUUAUUUCUGGAGAAAGUGGUGCUGGAAAAACUGAAAGUGCUCAUCUCUUAGUUCAGCAGCUGACAGUGCUUGGAAAGGCUAAUAACAAAACCCUGCAAGAGAAGAUUUUACAAGUGAACAAUUUGGUGGAAGCAUUUGGCAAUGCCUGCACUAUUAUAAAUGACAAUUCCAGCCGAUUUGGAAAAUACUUAGAAAUGAAAUUUACCCCUUCUGGAGCUGUCGUGGGAGCACAGAUCUCUGAAUACCUGCUGGAGAAAUCCCGAGUUAUCCAUCAAGCUAGUGGAGAAAAAAACUUUCAUAUUUUUUAUUACAUCUAUACUGGUUUAGCUGAAAAGAAGAAAUUAGCCCAUUAUAAAUUGCCAGAAGACAAGCCUCCCAGAUACCUGCAGAAUGACCACAUCAGAACAAUACAGGACAUGAUGAAUAAUAGUUUCUAUAAAUCCCAAUAUGAAUUAAUUGAGCAGUGUUUCAAAGUCAUUGGUUUUACAAUGGAGCAACUUGGAAGUAUCUACAGUAUACUGGCUGCAAUCUUGAACGUUGGAAACAUUGAAUUUUCUUCAGUGGCAACUGAACACCAGAUUGACAAGAGCCACAUUUCGAAUCAUGCAGCUCUGGAGAACUCUGCUUCUCUGCUUUGCAUUCAAGCAGAUGAGCUGCAAGAAGCUCUCACCUCCCACUGUGUGGUCACUAGAGGAGAAACCAUCAUACGACCCAACACUGUAGAGAAGGCUACUGACGUCAGAGACGCAAUGGCUAAAACUUUAUAUGGACGCUUAUUUAGUUGGAUAGUCAACCGCAUUAAUAGCUUACUGAAGCAUGAGGCAUCACCCAGUGGCAAUGGUGAUGAACUGAGCAUUGGCAUUCUGGAUAUAUUUGGCUUUGAAAAUUUCAAAAAAAAUUCCUUUGAGCAGCUGUGCAUUAACAUUGCAAAUGAACAAAUUCAGUUUUAUUUCAACCAACACGUGUUCGCCUGGGAACAGAAUGAAUACCUAAAUGAAGAUAUUGAUGCUAGAGUUAUUGAAUAUGAAGAUAACCGGCCUCUCCUAGACAUGUUUUUGCAGAAGCCAAUGGGUUUACUGUCCCUCCUUGAUGAAGAAAGUAGGUUUCCCAAGGCCACCGACCAAACUCUUGUAGAAAAAUUUGAAGGUAAUCUGAAAUCACAGUACUUCUGGAGACCUAAAAGAAUGGAGCUUAGUUUUGGAAUUCACCAUUAUGCAGGAAAGGUCAUCUAUAAUGCAAGUGGGUUCUUAGCUAAAAAUAGAGAUACUCUUCCCACUGAUAUUGUGCUCCUUUUGAGGUCAUCAGAAAACAGUGUAAUUCGACAACUAGUCAACCAUCCUCUGACAAGAACAGGUAAUCUGCCACAUUCUCAAACUAAAAACAUAAUAAACUAUCAAAUGAAGACUUCAGAAAAAUCAAUCAACCUGACAAAGGGUGAAACUGGAGAAGCCACUCGUCAUGCCAGAGAGACAACCAGCAUGAAAACACAAACAGUUGCAUCCUAUUUUAGAUAUUCUCUGAUGGAUUUGUUAUCUAAAAUGGUGGUUGGCCAACCUCACUUCAUCCGCUGCAUCAAACCAAACAAUGAACGUCAGGCAAGAAAAUAUGACAAAGAAAAGGUUGUGCUCCAGCUUCGCUACACAGGCAUUCUGGAAACAGCAAGAAUCCGAAGGCUGGGGUAUUCACAUCGGAUACUUUUUGCCAACUUUAUAAAACGGUACCAGGUUCUCUGCUACAAGUGGUGUGAAGAGCCUCCAUUGAGUCCUGACACGUGUGCCGCCAUUUUGGAAAAAGCUGGUCUUGAUAACUGGGCUCUUGGGAAAACCAAAGUGUUCCUUAAGUAUUAUCAUGUGGAACAGUUAAAUUUAAUGCGAAAGGAAGCCAUUGACAAGCUGAUUUUGAUUCAAGCCUGUGUCAGAGGAUUCUUGGAUUCAAGAAGAUACCAAAAAAUACAGGAGAAAAGGAAAGAGAGUGCUAUAAUAAUACAGUCAGCUGCAAGAGGCCAUCUAGCCAGGAAACAAAGGAAGGAAAUUGUUAACACACAAAACACAGCAGUAAAAACCAUUCAGGCUCAAGAUCAGGAAUUUGGCUACAAGAAAAACUUUGAAAAUAAAAGGGAAUCUUUUGUGAAGAAACAGACAGAGAAUUCAGUCUCUGCUAAUGAAACCGUCAUUCCAGCUCCAAAUAUUAAUAAUAAAGGGAGUACAUCUGUAGUGAAGACUUGUACUUUCAAAGCUGAGGGGGAAGCCACGAAUGCUAUGAAAAGUAACAUCAGAGGAUAUGAGACUCAGAAAAAAAUGAACAACAUGUAUGAGGAAGAGGCUAAGCAAGAACUAGAUCUGGUGCAGGACGCUUGGGCAGAAGUAAACACUAGUAACAAGUAUAUGAAAGACUUGGAAGAAAAUAGUGAGAUAAGGAAAAUAGGAAAGGAGGACACAGUGGUCGAGAAUUUUUAUCAGAAGUACACAGAGGAAAGGAAUUUCAAAGACUUGAAAGCAGCAUGUCUAGAACGGAAGACCCUACCAGAAAGGCCAAGUUACCCGGGACUUUGGUCAGCAGACAAGGAGACUCCAGGUCCUAACAAGUCUCCUUGCAAAAAGACAUUAGAACCUUGUCUCAGCCAGAGGUUGGUUUGUCAAAAUGAAAAUAGCAAGGACAAAGAAAAGAAGACAUCUGUGAUCACCCAGAAUGCACCUUUGUGCAGCCGUCAGAGGAGCCGUCUGAGCCACGGGGCGGUCCGGGAGAGGCAGGGGAGACCAGCCAUGCAAGCUCAGGAAGAGGACAGAGCCGCAGUGUUCAUUCAGAACAAAUACCGGGGCUACAAGAGGAGGCAGCAGUUACGGAAGGACAGGAUGUCUUCUUUUAGAAAUCAAAAGGUCGUUGCAGCACCGACAGAAGUAGCAAGAAAUACUCACAAUUUAUAUUCCUACCCCACAAAACUUGAGGACCCCUGUAGCAUCGGGAUGAAGAGUGAUAAAGACACAAAAGCAAUUUCAGAAAAAGAAGCAUGUGAUUUGGCAAUUUUUUCAAAACAGGUCUCAAAGCUAUCUGAAGAAUAUUUCAUUCUGCAGAAAAAACUGAAUGAAAUGAUCUUGUCACAGCAACUGAAGCCUCUUUAUUUUGGAGUCUAUCCUCAUAAGCCAAUUACUAGACGAGUUUCUUCUCAUCAGUGCCUCUCAGGUAUCUCAAAAGGAGAGGAGCCAAAAAUAUUGAGACCCCCGAGGCGGCCUCGAAAACCCAAAACACUAAAUAACUCUGAAGACUCCACAUACUAUUCUCUGCUUCAUAAAUCAAUCCAAGAAGAAAAACGAAGACCAAGGAAAGAUAGUCAGGGGAAAUUAUUAGAUCUGGAGGAUUUCUAUUAUAAGGAGUUUUUGCCCAGUCAUCCUGGACCAAAGGACCACAACCCUAGUUUAAGAGAACGAAGACAACAGCAAGAACUCCAGAACCAAUGUUUCAAAGCUGAUGAAAGGUGCUGGGCGGCGGAGGACGGCGUGGAGGAAGAGAACGGGCCGGCCGCCAACCCCUACGACUACAGGAGGCUCCUGCGCAAAACCUCCCAGCGCCGGCGCCUCGUUCAGCAGGUGUAGCCCCGCUGCUCCGCGGUCAGAGCCGUCGGGAUGUGCCCGAGACGAUGGGGCUUGCCGGGGCCAAAGCGGGGGACCCUGGGGCUCUGGGCCAUCAGACACUGGGGCCGCGGCUCUGAUCUUCGCAGGGGUUGCCCGCUGUGCUGGCCCCUCGAGUGCCCGGGCCAGCUGCUGGUGCUCGGAGAACAGAGAACUGAGAGCCUUUCAGACGCGGCGUCUCCGCGCUCGCGGGUCCUCCUCUCCCACCAGCCCGCCCGCCGGGCUGGGCGUCCCUGGCCCCGGCCCCCAGUGUGUCUCUUUGUUCAUUUCUGCGACACCUCCCGUGGACACGACUGCGCCUGAGCUCUCGCAGACCCCUCAUCUCUCCUUCGAGUGACUUCAAAGGUUUCCUCUUUCUUGGAAACGGCUUUGCCAGGCCCGCAGGGUCCUCGCUGAGGGGUUGAGUCCGUGAGAAGCGGACAAAGCACCGGGGGUUGGGGGGCGGGGCCGACUUUGAAGAUGAACUUCAUCCCAAACUCGCGCUUUCCCUUGCUUUGGUCUUUAAGGCUAUCAAAUAAAGGCAAUGCCUUGGAAAGGACGUGCUCCACCGGAUUCCCCUUAGGGCCCAGGUUCCCGCUGCCCAGCUCUGCAGGUGCCACGGCCCAGGGAGGGGAGACGGUGCCUUCUGUCUAACAUCAACGAAUAACAUCGCUCCCUGCCCCCAUCCCAAACGAACAUACCUCUAACUUUAAAAGCCCCCGUACUUUAGACACAAACAUGGGCUCUAGACAAGACUCCAAAUCCUGCAGCACACAGCGCCCACACGCAUGGAGCCCCACCCUCUCACACACUCAAAGUCUUCCCAACCAAGGUGGCUUCCUUACAGAGGAGGAGAUGGGUGGAUGGCAUCACCAACUCAAUGGACAUGAGUUUGAGCAAACUCCGGGAGAUGGUGAAGGUGCUGCAGUCCAUGGGGGUCGCAAAGAGUCAAACACUACUGAGCGGGCGAAUGAACAACAAUAAAAAUUCUGGUCCCACCGCUGAGCUGAGCGGUCCGAUUUUGAAGGUUCUCCUAGUCUUCAGGUGUGGGGCUGUCUUUGGGCUCUGAGUUUUGGUGUAUUUAAGAUGGAAGGGAUGGUGGUGGGUAGGCAACCCGUUUGCCUUCCUCAGUUGGCUGCAUUUUAUUUAAAAACUCAGGUUAAGCUCUUCUGUGGAUGUGAUGCCCUCCGAGUCUGCGCAGCCUGGAACAGGAGAGGGAAGAAGGUGCAGUGGUUUCCUGGAUGACCGAGUUGGCUGGAAGGGUUAUAUCUCUUUUGCCAGAGUCCCCAGCUCCUGCACCCCAGCUCCUGCCCUGGGCCGGGGUCUUGGGGAAAGUAUUCAAGGAGGGAGUGAGAGCACCUGUGCAGCUGGCUAACAGCGUGUACUGCGGUGCUCUCCGAUGGGUGGUAAGGUUCUCUCCAACCCAAGCAGCUGGCACCGAAAGGUCCCCAGUGAUGAUGCCAACAACCUCUUCCUUUUACAAAGGGCCCCCUCGCAAGGGGAAGCCUCCCACUGAUGCAGGGCUGAGCUCCAAGGCCAAGUGCACUCAGGCCCUGCUCCUUAACCUGAGUUCCCGCCUGUCUCCAUGGAGGUUGGGACCCGGAAGGAGGAGCCACCUUUGGGGUGUGGACCGACAGCGGGGCUGUGGUUGGGGUAUGGGCUGGGCCUGGUCCAGGCACCCAGGAGACCAGCCCUGCAGGGAGGAGAUGGAGGGGCAUCUCUAACCCAAGGUUUCCCGGCCCCCUCCACCGCUACUCACCUGUCCACCCACCACCAGGAGGCCUUAGGGGGACAAAAGCAGCUCUGCUUCUUUGCCAGUCCUGUUCAAUCGAAGCUUCCAGAGUGGCCCCACAGACCAGACCCCUGGCAGCCUGACCUGUUGCUGGAGAGAGAGGCAAUUGGACCCCUCCCUAAAGUCCACACCACCCCCCUUUUGAAGUGGGACUAGAGCAGAGAGCAGCAAACACGCGAUGAAAGGUUGCAAUGUUUUUGUUUUCCUUUCUUCUUUUGAAUUCUUCAUUUUCUCUCCUUUCCCUUCUCUCUUUCCAUCUCUUCUUCUUUGUCCUCUGACACUUAAGGGAGGACUCCAGGGAAAAUUCAUACCAGACACUCUUCUUUGGCAGGCCUGCAAGGCAAUCUCUGGGUAAACCACUGACAAGAAAUAGGUCAACCAAGGAAACCAACCCUAGCCGGCGGCCCUAGGAGCUUGAGUCUCUUCCCUCAUUUGAGGAAGGGCCUUCGAAAGCUCUUCCCCAGUGCUGGCCCGCCUCCCUUCCCCAUCCGGUGGCUGCCUCCUUUGUGAAUUAAUGACUGUAAUUAUUACCUCCCAGAGCUCUUUUGUUAUCUCCAACCCAAGCCCAAAUGAGGGGAGAGCGGGCUCUUUUUUUGAAAUGAAAGUCUUUAUAAAGCAAAUUACCCAUCUAGGGAGGGCGGGCAUUAAGGAAAGACAAAUCAGAUACUGUGUGCAUCUGAAGUGGGUGUGUUAGAUAAAAAUGUAAAUAUCACCAUUAGAUUCAAAACACUCUGGAGUUUCUGAUUUAAUGCAGUUUAUUUAAAGAGAAGAAGUUUAAGUCAUUGCUUUUUUAAAAAAUCUAUUAAAUUCGGUGUUGCA
Cervus elaphus (red deer) is the source of this 8001-nucleotide messenger RNA. It is a transcript of the gene MYO3A, whose product is annotated as myosin IIIA. Gene Ontology annotation, cellular component: myosin complex. Gene Ontology annotation, molecular function: protein kinase activity; protein binding; cytoskeletal motor activity. The record is from RefSeq and is a predicted model, not a curated record. Lineage: Eukaryota; Metazoa; Chordata; Mammalia; Artiodactyla; Cervidae. The transcript is spliced from 36 exons. Bases 504 to 5375 code for a protein of 1623 amino acids. Gene Ontology annotation, biological process: protein phosphorylation.